AGUCGUUCGCAAAAAGGAGAUCUCGCAGAUUGGGAUCUGUGGAUGGACGGCCAUGGGUUGUUGCGGAUCUAAGAAGAGGGCUCCAAAGGAGAGCCAAAGCACGUGGAGGUUAUCGCCCCAGCGCCGGUUGCGCCGGUUGCGCCGCCGGCGGCGGAGUCGGCGCCGAAGCCGAAGCCGGAGUCGCCCAAGCCGAAGCCAGUGCGCUUUGCGCCGGGCUUCAGGAUAGGCCUGGGCGCCCAAUUUCCGAACUUCCAGUGCAGAACCACCCAUGGCAAUUUCAGCUUCUACAGCUUUCUGGAGAAGAGCCCAGGCUGGACCAUGCUCUUCUCCCAUCCCAAGGACUUCACUCCGGUCUGCACCACUGAGAUCGGUACCUGCCAUGUGCUGCUGCGAGACUUCCAGAAGCGCAAGGUGCAGCUCAUCGGCCUGAGCUGCGACUCGGUGGAGCAGCACAAAGCCUGGUACCAGGACGUGCUGUCCGUGAAGAACGUGGAGCUCUAUAAGGAUAUGGGCUUCCCACUGAUCGCUGACGAGACCCGCGAGAUUGCGGAGCUGCUGGGGAUGCUGGACCCUCUGGAGAUCUGCGACGACGACAAGCUGUCGAUGCCUGCCCGCGCGCUGUUCCUCAUAGGCCCUGAGAAGCGAUGCCGGUACAGCAUCCUCUACCCGGCCACCACCGGUCGGAACUUUGCAGAGAUUUUGCGGGUCAUCGACUCCUUGAUCGUGAGCAACAUCUCAGAGGUGGGCACGCCUGCGAACUGGCACCCGGGGGAUGACGUGAUGCCGGCCAUGCACCUGGCGGAGGCGGAGCACAAGGGCGCCCAGGAGAAGAGCGUCCCCUCGGGGCGCAGAUACAUGCGGCACCUGCCCAUGGCAAUGCCCGUGGCAAAGCCGGUGAAGCCCUCGCCACAUGUGACGCCUGUGACGUCCGACUUCAAGAUCCAGCUGGGUGCGGUGUUCCCCGACUUCGACUGGUGCGCCACGAAGCAGGGCAUCAACCGCUUCCACAAGCUCUUGGAGCGUCUGAAGGGGCGGUGA
Messenger RNA from Effrenium voratum, 1038 nucleotides. The record is from the annotation of a GenBank genome assembly. Lineage: Eukaryota; Dinophyceae; Suessiales; Symbiodiniaceae.